Molecule: messenger RNA, 1317 nt
Organism: Amblyraja radiata (thorny skate)
Lineage: Eukaryota; Metazoa; Chordata; Chondrichthyes; Rajiformes; Rajidae
Product: potassium channel subfamily K member 9-like
Exons: 2
Coding region: 127-1317 (396 amino acids)
Biological process (GO): stabilization of membrane potential; potassium ion transmembrane transport
Cellular component (GO): plasma membrane
Molecular function (GO): potassium ion leak channel activity; outward rectifier potassium channel activity
Source: RefSeq, a predicted model, not a curated record
UUGAACAUUACUAUAAGACGCGUGCACGUCGCCGGGAGGAGCGCGUCCCCGCGCGUCCCCGCGGCCGGAGUACCCGGGGUAGGGGGAGGAGGGGAUGCGGCGAGCUGGAGCCGGGCUCCGGUGGCCAUGAAGCGGCAGAACGUGCGGACUCUCUCCCUGAUCCUCUGCAUGCUCACCUACCUGCUGGUCGGCGCCGCCGUCUUCGACGCGCUCGAGUCCGACUCCGAGACCUCCCGCAAACGCCGGCUGAACUCCAAGCGCAUGGAGCUGAAGAGCAAGUACGGCAUGAGCGAGGAAGACUACCGGGAGCUGGAGUGGGUGGUUCUGCAGAGCGAGCCGCACCGAGCCGGACACCAGUGGAAGUUCGCCGGCUCCUUCUACUUCGCAAUCACAGUCAUCACCACCAUAGGCUAUGGUCAUGCUGCCCCAGGUACCAACGCCGGCAAAGCCUUCUGCAUGUUCUACGCGGUGCUCGGGAUUCCACUCACCCUGGUGAUGUUCCAGAGUCUGGGUGAGCGAAUGAACACCUUUGUUCGAUACCUGCUGAAGAGGAUAAAGAGAUGCCUGGGAAUGAAGAACACGGAGGUAUCUAUGGAGAACAUGGUGACUGUGGGCUUCUUCUCAUGCCUGGGCACCCUGUGUAUUGGAGCCGCCGCCUUUGCACACUUUGAGGAUUGGACCUUCUUCCACGCAUAUUAUUACUGCUUCAUUACCCUCACCACCAUCGGCUUUGGGGAUUUUGUGGCCCUGCAGAACAACGAGGCCUUACAGAAGAGGCCUCCCUACGUGGCGUUCAGCUUCAUGUACAUCCUGGUCGGGCUGACGGUGAUCGGAGCCUUCCUCAACCUGGUGGUCCUGAGGUUCCUCACCAUGAACUCGGAGGAUGAGAAGAGGGACGCAGAGGAGCGGGCCGGGAACAAGGACCACCUGGCCAUGUCGGUGGCUGUGGACAGUCCGGGCCGGAACUCCACUCUCCUGUCAGGAGAGGCGGACAGACGCAGGAGCAACUUGGUCCCUCUGGUGAAGGGGGAGGUGGAGAUCAGACGAGAGAGCCCACCGCAGCCCAUCUCGGACGUUGAGUCCCUUUGCUCCUGUAUGUGCUACCGGUCCCAACACCCCGAUAGUCCCACCAGAUCCCACCGUGAUUCCUUCAGGGCCCAUGCCAACCCCAUCUACUUCAACUCCAUUUCCUUCAAGGUGGACGAGAUGUCGCUGAGCACGGGGGAGAGGGUUGUCUUCACCUCCCUGGGCAGCUGCAGCUCCCUGGGGAGUCGGGGCUUUGGCCAGCACCCUCGAACCCGACGGAAGUCAGUGUGA